Molecule: messenger RNA, 5767 nt
Organism: Myxocyprinus asiaticus (Chinese sucker)
Lineage: Eukaryota; Metazoa; Chordata; Actinopteri; Cypriniformes; Catostomidae
Product: gastrula zinc finger protein XlCGF8.2DB-like
Exons: 4
Coding region: 171-1247 (358 amino acids)
Biological process (GO): regulation of transcription by RNA polymerase II
Cellular component (GO): nucleus
Molecular function (GO): DNA-binding transcription factor activity, RNA polymerase II-specific; RNA polymerase II transcription regulatory region sequence-specific DNA binding
Source: RefSeq, a predicted model, not a curated record
UUUUCUUUUACUUCUCCAAAUCGCUGUGUGCGGGUUUGACGUCAUCAGGGCUGCGACGUGGCUCUCUUCCGUCUUCUGUUGUUGUUCGGCUGAAGAAAGAAAAGUUCCCACUUAUGGAAGAAAAAUUUCAGAUGAAACGACUGAGACCUGCGUGACAGACUGCUGUAGAGAUGGAGUUUAUUAAAGAAGAGAGUGAAGACAUCAGUAUUACACAACCAUGCAGAAUAAAAAGUGAAGAUACUGAUGGACAAAGAGACCCGAUGGAGCUGAAGGAGGAAAGUCAAGAUCUGAAUGAAGGGGAGGAGAAACAAGAGUAUCAGGAACUUGAUGAUGUCAUUACUGGAAAACAAUCUUUUAGUUGCUCACAGACUGAAGAAACAAAAUCCAAUAAAUCUUUCACUUGUCCUCAGUGUGGGAAGAGUUUCAAAGAAAACAAAACCUUUAAGAGUCACAUGAGAAUUCACACUGGGGAGAAACCUUUCUCAUGCCUUCAGUGUGGAAAGAGUUUCAGACAAAGCAGAGGCCUUAUAGAUCACAGAGUAAUUCACUCUGAAGAGAGGCCUUUCAUAUGUCAUCAGUGUGGAAAGCGUUUCAAACGUAAAAAUCAUCUGGAUAUUCACAUGCUAACUCACUGUGAAGAGAAACCUUUCACAUGCCCUCAGUGUGGAAAGAGUUUCAGACGUAAAGGAGAUCUUGAACAACACACGAAAAUUCACUCUGGAGUGAAGCCUUUCGUAUGCUAUCAGUGUGGAAAGAGUUUCAGACAUAAAAACACCCUUGAUUAUCACACAGCAUCUCAUAUUAGAAAUAAGUCUUUCACAUGCCAUCUUUGUGGAAAGAGUUUUAAAUGUAAAGAUAGUCAGGAUUGUCACAUGAGAACUCACACUGGAGAGAAUCCUUACACAUGCUGUCAGUGUGAUAUAAGUUUCAAAUGCGAAGCAUACCUCCGUAGACACAUGAAAAUUCACACGAAAAUGAAGUCUUUCAUAUGCCCUCAGUGUGGAAGGACUUUCCAAAACAAAAAGAGCCUUGCUAACCACAUGGGAAUUCACACUGGAGAGAAGCCCUUCACAUGCCAUCACUGUGGAAAGAGUUUCAAAUUCAAAGGAAGCCUUAAGAACCACAUAGGAAUUCACACUGGAGAGAAGCAUUUUCACAUGCCAUCAGAAUUGGAAAUGGAAUCAGAAAGAGGUUUAUUGCCAAGUUUGCUCAUAGACUCAAAGAAUUUGUCUUUAAUGACAAAAUAGACUAAAUAGUCAUAAACAGAAUAAUAAUGUGAGUAAUGUAACAUUUUAAAGAAAUACAAUAACACAGAACAGGGUCACACAAGUGCAGAUAUGCUAUAUAAACACCAAGGCUCAACAAUAAGGAUGGCCUGCUGGCUUGGGGCAAGUGCAAGAGAGUUUUGGGCCAGUUAAUGGAACUGUCACUCGCCCUGUCCUGCCACUGCUAGAUUGUCACUAAAUUUUGGAUGUUUUUUAUGCCUUACAAAUAUAAACUUUUGGUUGUCUGUGAUGCUUUGAAAGUUGUUUGCAAAUUAUAAUUUAAAUAUGUCACAGAGAUGUGGUUUUUUGAAACUGAGAGAUUGGCUUGUGAUAGUUACGCGAGACUUAGCCUCAAUGGGUUGAAAAUUAUAAAGUAAAUUACGGUAUGUUAUCAUUUUCCAGCAAAGGUUUAUACAUUUUAAAUCUUGAUGUUAUAUAAAAACUGCAUACGCUUUCCAACUGCACAAGUAUGAUCUUUUUUAUCACGUUUUUAUCGCAAAUUUUAAAACUUUAUGAAUUGUUUUAAAUUGUUUCAUUUUUUGGUAUGCCUAUACAUGAAUGACCAUUAAAAUUCCCUUGAACUUUCGGAGAAUACGAUCAGAUUGGCCAUUGGGAGAGUCAGGACAUCUCAAGGUAGGAAAGCUCGAUUACACUUUCUACAGCGCCAUCUAGUGUUCUGCGCAUGCGUCAAGCACUAGAAAGUGUAAUUGAGCUUGAAAUCAUGAUCGUGCUUAAGAGACUGCAGUGGCACAUUGUACAUUGAAAAAGGAGUUAUAUUUUGGUUUGUUCUCACCCAAAACUGAUUAGAUCACUUCUGAAGACAUUGAUUUAACCACUGGAGUCUUAUGAAUAACUUGUAUGAAGCAUUUAUAUGAUGUUUUGACCUUCAGAGUUCAGGUCACCAUUCACUUGCAUUGUGAGGACCAACAGAGCUGAGAUAUUCUAAAAAUCUGAAUUUGUGUUCUGCAGAAGAAAGAAGGUCAUACACAUCUGGGAUGGCAUGAGGGUGAGUAUGAUGAGAGUAUUUUCAUUUUUGGGUGAACUAUCCCUUUAAUGAAGUUUAUCUUGUCUAUAAAUGUAUGGGGAAAAAAUAUUUCUUGUGUUGCCAAUCAAAAAGUUUUUUGUUUACUAAAUAAUUACAAAUUCUAGGUAAUGCUAUUAACCUAUUUUCCAUAGAGCUGCAUAAAGGUAAGCAUCCGAGAGUUAAUGUAACAAUUUGUAAUGCAUUGUCAGUUACAUAAGUCAGUGUGUCAUAGUGCACGAUGGAUCUGUUCUAUUUAUGUGCAACGUAGCUUAUGCAACCCAUAUAUGAAAAAAGAAAUAAUAAUACUCGGAAUAACAGAUAUAUAAAUGAACUAUAGUGAAACCUGUCUUCAGUAGGCUGCAAGAAUCCUAAAAUUCCCUGUAGCAUUUUGUCUCACAUUUUGUAACCCAACUUGUGUGGCCAUGUGGUUGAGAAUAAAAAACAAAACAAACAAACAAACAAAAAAAAAAAAACUGGAGAAAUAGUACUUGUACUUCACAUCAGGGGUGGACGCACAGGGGCCAGCGAUUAGUCUGUGGUGGCACAGAAAUUUUUGGGGAGUAUUUUCGUAAAAACUAAAUUGAGCCCAAGACAAAUGACCAAAAAGGCAAUUGCUAGCUCCACCACUGCUUCACAUACACAAAUUGUAUUCAUAUGCUUGAUAACAGCGUUCUGUGACACAUCAUUUCACACUAAUUGUUUGAACUCUGUACAUUCAUGACAUUAUUUUGGAAGUGGUUUGAAAAGUAAAAAAUGCAUAGGUAAAAUCUACAAGACACUGUUCAAACUGUGACUUUUAAACUAUGCAAAUGAGAUUCACAAAGGGAAAGAAGGGUGAGCCACACGUGUUCCAUUUUAGAUGUCAACAACAAAUCAGAACUUUGGAACAGAAACAAAUUAUACAUUUAACAGGGGGAGGCAUUCGGAACUCCAUCCUUUGGUGAAUAUUACAUUUAGUUUUUUAUUUAUUUUAUUAUAAUAAUUUUGUGAUUUUUAGAACACGCGUGUCUUUUAUUUAUCCAAGACUUUUAUUUUGCGUCUCCGCGGUGCGCGAUUGUGACGUCAUAAAGGAAUGCGCCUUGGAUUCUCUGGUUACUGUUCGGCUGGAAUAAGGUAUGCAGUGGUUCAAAGUUUUUACGAACGUGCUCCAAAACAUACAAAUGUAACAUAGAAACAACAUUUAUGAGAUAAUUUUGCCUCAGCACUAUGAAAUGACAGUAGAUUGUCUCUGAAUGUUACAAUAUGAUUUUGGCGUAUGAGUGUUAUUUUUCUGUGAUUAAAGUACAUCCACUUUGUAUUUCUUUUCUGGUCAUUGUUCAUCAUAAACGUGACAAAGUUUUUAGAUGAGGAGGAAAAUCUCCAGGUGAAACGACUGAGAUCUGUGAGACAAACUGCUGUAAAGAUGGAGUUUAUUAAAGAAGAGAGUGAAGACAUCAGUAUUACACAACCAUACACAAUAAAAAGUGAAGAUACGGAGGAAAAAAUAGACAUGGUGGAAGUGAAAGAGGAAAGUCUAGAGGAACUCAAUGAAGUGGAUGAACCUGAUGAUGUCGUAACUGGAGACAAUACUUUUAGUUCCUCACUGACUGGAAAUAAAAGACACAAUUCUCAAUUCACUCAAACAGUACCUCAAAAAAUAGAAACCAAAAAUGAUUUCACCUGCCUUGAGUGUGGAAAAAGUUUCAUUCAAAAAGGACACUUUACUAACCACAUGAUAAUUCACAGUGGAGAGAAGCCUUUCACAUGCCAAAAAUGUGGAAGGAUUUUCCAAUACCUGGGAAGACUCAAUAACCACAUGGAAAGUCACACUAGAUGGAAGCAUUUAAGAUGCCAUUACUGUGGAAGGAUUUUCCAAUACCUGGGAAGACUCAAUAACCACCUGGAAGUUCACUGUAGAGAGAAAUUUUUCACAUACCAUCAGUCCGGAAAAAGUUUCAGUUACAAUGAAGGUCUAAGUAACCAUAUGAAAAGUCACGCUGAAGAGAAUCCUUUCAAAUGCCAUCACUGUGAAAGGAGUUUCAAAUACAAAUCAAGCCUCAUUAACCACAUGAGAGUUCACACUGGAGAGAAGCCUUUUACAUGCCAUCAGUGUGGAAUGAGUUUCAAAUACAAAGAAACCCUUAGUAACCACAUGGGAAUUCACACCGGAGAGAGGCCUUUCACAUGCCAUAAGUGUGGAAGGAUUUUCAAAUACGAAGGAAGACUCAAUAACCACAUGGCAGUUCACUCUAGAGAAGCUUUUCACAUGCCAUUAGUGUAGGAGUUUCCAAGACAAAGAAGGCCUUAAAAACCGCAUGGGAAUUCCCACUGGAGCGAGGCAUUUUAACAUGACUUAAGUAUGGAAAGAGUUUCACCAUUAUGCAAACCUAAUUGCAUAAGAAUUCAAAUGGGAGAAAAGCCUUUCAUAAUUGGUGAGAGGUGAUUAAGUCAAGAACUCUUACUGUGUAGAUGAAAAUGAAUAGGGAAAAAAGGGUUACAUUUUGGUCACAGCAGCAAUAUUUAUGCAUUACACAAAUGAUCCUACUGUGCACUGACUGCUAUACAGACUGUAGGUAGCAUCCUUGAGCACAAAUGACAUAAAUCCUACAGAUGAACCUGAGCUCUUAAAAUAAUAGCCUGCUUCCAUUAAUAAUUCAGAAACAAUAGUAUACUGAAUUAUCCACUUUUAAGAAGUUACAUUGUUGUACAUUUUUCAUGCUUUAGAGAUUGUUCAUAAUUUACUGUUUUAGAGAAUUUUUAAGAUAUUGCAUUACAUAGCACAUUGUUACGUCCAUGCCAUAGUCACAACUUGAUUUUUGCCGUCUUACACGCAACAUUUUUUCAAGUUCACCUGUGCAUGCGUUUGCUUUAUUGUCUGUGCAGACGUAAGUUGUAUUACAUUUGUGCUGUCAUUGCAUUGUAUAUAGGCUAUUUGGAAGUGCACUCUUUUGUAAGUCAUUGAGCGCGUUUACAUGCACUUUCUUACACCGAUUAUGCAUAAUAAGCCGACAAUGCGUGUUGUCAUGUAAACGCAAUAAACGGCGUAAGCUCAUAAAUGCCGUAAGAAUAAACCAGUCGGCAAGUGUAUAUUUUUACCCAUUACGCCGAUUUCUUGUGGCAUGUAAACACCUUAACCCGCAUUCUUACCAGCUCAUCCAAUGUGCGCUCUUGUUGAGCGCGUGCCUCUUCACGGUUUGACGACAAAAACAGAAAAUAACGCGAUUAUUUCAAAUGUCAUGUAAAUGUGGAUUUCUUGCUUUGUCAGAUUUUUUUAAAUAAGCUGAUUUUAGAGAGUAAUCUGCGUUUUGGUGUGCAUGUAAACGUGCUCAGAGAGUAUAUUAUUAAUUGAUGUAAUUAUCAUUGAUAUUAGUAAUUACUCAUUUACUAAUAGCGAACAGAGAAUCCAAAUGAAUUUCUAUGUGUUUUGUUUUGUUUCACAAACAAAUUCUCAUGUAUGUGCAUGUUUUUACAUAACUGCACAAUAAAGCAUUUAAACUUA